Messenger RNA from Chrysochloris asiatica (Cape golden mole), 591 nucleotides. RefSeq names its product C-type lectin domain family 3, member A (gene CLEC3A). The transcript is spliced from 3 exons. The coding region runs from base 1 to 591 and encodes 196 amino acids. The record is from RefSeq and is a predicted model, not a curated record. Lineage: Eukaryota; Metazoa; Chordata; Mammalia; Afrosoricida; Chrysochloridae.
AUGGCCAAGAACAGACUUGUAAUCUGCAUCCUGAUUAUCACCUUGCUCCUGGAUCACACCACCAGCCACACGUCCAAACUGAAAGCCAGGAAACACAGCAAACGCCGCGUGAAAGAGAAGGAUGGAGACCUGAAGACUCAAGUGGAAAAGCUCUGGAAAGAAGUCAAUGCUUUGAAGGAAAUGCAGGCGCUGCAGACAGUCUGUCUCCGAGGCACAAAAGUGCAAAAGAAAUGCUACCUGGCCUCAGAGGGCUUGAAGCAUUACCAUGAAGCCAAUGAAGACUGUAUCUCCAAGGGAGGUACCCUGGUUAUCCCCAGAAACUCGGAGGAAAUCAAUGCCCUCCGAGACUAUGGUAAGAAGAGCCUGCCAGGCAUCAAUGACUUCUGGUUGGGCAUCAAUGACAUGGUCACCGAAGGCAAGUUUGUCGAUGUCAAUGGAGUUUCCAUCUCCUUCCUGAACUGGGAUCGUGCACAGCCUAGUGGUGGCAAACGGGAAAACUGUGUCCUAUUCUCCCAGUCAGCUCAGGGCAAAUGGAGUGAUGAGGUCUGUCGUAGCAGCAAAAGAUACAUCUGUGAGUUUAUCAUCCCUUAG